AUGUUAGGUCUCGUGGCUGACGGUAAACCCCACGGCAAUGAUCCGCUGCACGACGAUGACGACGAUCUCGACGAUCCGAACGUGGACUCACCGGGCCUGUCUGCGUCACCACCGCCGGCACCACCCCCACUGCCACCACCCGUGCGGAACGGUUGUCAGCGGUGUCGGUUCUCGAUGGCUUCCGCUAGCUCCACGCUCAACCGUUCCCAUCCACAUCUGGCCAGCGGUACGGGUACGCUUGGGUCCGGUUCGGUCGGAGGCGGUGGCACACUGCCCCGCACCCACCGUGGCACCACGAACGGGGGAACGCUCGAGCGCAACCAUAUGGCGGCCAGCUCGAGCCAUCUGCAUACGGCGGGUGGCGUUACGGCAACGGGCCCAUCCACCGGCACUGGGAACGGCACGUAUCCUGGAUACGAUCGAAAUCGGUUGCUAGAUGAGGAGGACUCCGCAUAUCCGGCACUGCUGGAACGUGAGCUUCACUCGCUGCAUCGGAAUGUUCCCGCCCUACGACGAGCCGGUGUCGAUACGACCGCAAUCCGACAGCACUUCUAUCCGGACGGUGGCUGGGGAUGGAUCGUGUGCGGAGUCGCAUUUUUGGCCCACGUCCUGUCCACCGGAUUCCAGCUGUCGUACGGCUUGCUGCUGCUGUACGCGAUACGCCAUCUGGGUCACGAGGUGAAUACCGAAGCAGGUUGGCUCGGGCCUGCCAGCUGGGCCAUGUCGCUGUUUUCGGCAACGAUAGUAGUGGCGCUUUGCCGUCGAAAGUCCACCCGUUUGACGGCGGUGCUCGGGGGGCUGGUGCUUGCGUUGGGCAUCCUGUUCACAUCGUUCGCCACCCAGCUGCAUCAGGUAGCGUUCAGCUAUGGCGUCAUCGUAGGCAUCGGGUCGGCCAUGGUACGGGAGUCGGCCGCCGUUAUGCUGGGCCAUUAUUUCAAACGGCGGAGACAAUUUGUCGAAAUGAUCACCAUGUCCGGUGAGGGUGUCGGUGUGGCGCUGUUUUCCGUCAUCCUUAAGGAAGGCGUUGGGAAGAUGGGCUGGCGCCUGGGGCUGCAAGCGGUCACAGGGCUCGUAUCGUUCAGCUUCUUCAUGGGGCUGCUCUACCGGCCGGCGUCACUCUAUCAUCCCCAGCGGCGUGCGAUACUACACUUGAAAAACCAAAGGAAAAAGGUGAAGGAAAAGAAAACUCACGUCCGUACGCCGAAGCCACCGUUCCUCGAUUUUACGCCUCUAAAAUCCUCCUCGGUGCGGAUGCUGUCAAUAUCGGCCUCGGUGGCCGCACUAGGCAUCUAUUCGCCCAUAUUUUUCCUGUCCCUGCACGGGUUUAGCGAAGGGUACGAUAUGCAGGACUUGGUGCUGCUGCAAACCUUUCUCGGACUGUCGAUAGCGUUAGGUAUAGUGUUUAGCGGAUCAUCGAUCAACAAGACGCUGGAAAUAUCCUUCCGGAAGGUGCAGAUAUCGCGUCAAUAUGUUUGUCAGGGCUGUGUUACGUUAGUGUCAGUAUCGUUGUUAGUAUUAUCGGCCGUUGCCGACUACCGGGGCCUGUGCUUCUCCGCGUGGGCGUACGGGCUCGGGCUCGGCGGCUACCGUUACACCUUGAAGAUGCUUGCGAUCGAGCGCAUCCGGGGCAAGUACUUCUCCAAGGCGUGGGGUUUCAUCAAGGGUGCCGAAUCGCUGCCGGUGCUGUUCGGGGUGCCACUGUGCGCCUUCCUGAACGAUUCCUCGCACCGGUACGGUCGGGCGGGCUACUACAUAUGUGCCGCCAGCGCGGCCAUCUCGGCUAUUAUUCUGUUCUUCGUGGGAUACCCGGACGGGCGUAACAUGAAAUAUUCUACCAAUGGUUCCAUCACAUCGCGGUGCACCGCACCAACCUCAUCGAGCGACUGUCAGCACAUCUUGGACCGAAGCUUUUCCUCGCAGCGCUACAACAACCCACAGUGGUACGGCAACAACACGCACGCGACCAACCUUUCGAACGGUUGUCACGGAUCCGGUACGUACCCCGGUGGGACGGGCCUGCAGCGCUGUCUGUCCACGAGUCAAUUCAUGAACGGCGGGCUUAAUCUCUCCUCGGGCGGAAUUGGACCAAGCGCGUCAGCGACCACGACAACGGCCGGCCCAGGUGCCCGUCUGCUCGGCAACAGUCAAUCUCUUGAUAAUCCAACUAGCGGACAGGCCGGUGCCGGGUUCAGCUACCACAGCCCGUUCUGUGGCCAAUCCGCGGGCCAACCGCACGGUCGCCUGCACAAGAGCCUAUCGUUCGCGUUCCAGACACCGAUGUUCAGUGAUGAUCCGAUACAUCACACCUGCCAGCAGGCGUCCGGCUAUGCGGCCGAUUACCCACCACCGAGCCGGUGCUACUCCAGGUGUGAACUGCACAACCCAUCCCAGGCCGCACCGAUCACCGUCCAUCGGGACACACUCAACCGGCAGCACAGCUUUCGUGCCUCGAGCCGUGGACAGACACCGCGACACACCGGUCAUGUGAGUGCCCGAGGUCAGCAACCGUCAACACCGCACCAUCAUCACCACCAUCAGUACCACAAUGGUCACCAGCAGUCGCAACCGCAGCAGCAACAGCAACAUCAUCCACACCAUCACCCAUUGCCACCGUACCCGGCGAAUGGGUUGCAGUACCAUCCUUCCCGCAGCCGGAGCGUCCCCGAAGGGUUGGGUGGCGCGGGCCGGGCCGGUGCGGGGGGUGCGCCACCGGGGGCGGGGGGCGACUGUCACUGGAAUCACUGCCACUGGACCACCGCGAACGGAGUCAACUUCUGCCGCCCGAAUCGGCCGAUUCAGGUGGUGGAGCAGAUCACGACUUCCGUUUGACUAAAGUUUAAAAUACUCAAGUUCUUCCUGUGCAUCUCGCUGCACCUGCUGGAGGGACUGUUCUCGUAGAUAAUUUGCAUCCGUGCGAAUUCGUUUUAAAUCUAAUGGUGUACGUUUCACUGGAGCGGUGCGUGUCGACGGACGCAAAACGCGACUCCUCUCUGACAACCAUUUCCGUAUCACAAUCGGCAAACCGGUAACGCUCAAGCGCUCUAGCGUAAAAAUCAUCAACCAUUUAAUGUGUUGCUCGAGGUAGAGGUAGUCAUCGACAAACAGUGUUCCUUAAUGUUCCGUUUGCCAAACACCUAAAAAAAAAACCCUGAUUACGUUUUUCGGUUAUUAUUUCACUCACAAUUAUGCGUACCAUCAAACCGCUCAUUCGCACGGGCACGUGUUAAAGAGACUGACAGCCAACUGCCAGCAUGCAAACCGAAAUGCAAACACGUGUUGGCGUAUACAUCCAAGUCCGCCUAUCUACCGCAUGUGGACCGCGCUCUAGGUAAAUAGCAAAAUUUUUAUGCCAAAUCGAAUAAUAAAUUGUUUAUCUUGCCCCGUUAAUUCGCCAUGAUGGAUCGGGUAUUACGCCUAUUGUUUUAACAUAAUUUUAUCAUGCACGUCGCAUAUUUACCCCGCGUAUUCUGGGAAAAGCUUGCAGAUGGAUUAGAAUUUUACACGCACAAUCGAGCAAUGGAGUACCGAGAGCGGUAGCGGACUGACGGAUGCGAUCAGUGCCAAAUGUUUUCAACACUCAGCCUCACUAAUUUUGUGAUUCAUUUGAACUGCCUGCAACGAGUGAUACACAUUGCCGCUUAGUGUGGGUGGGUGUGUGUUAGUGUGUGAUUAUUUUCUCACAAUAAAUUAUAAUUAACGUGCUGCGUGCUUUUUUGUGCCAUCCACCGGUACGUGUGGUGUGGGUGGAGAAGUCGAGUGGUACGAGUUCGCUUUCCGAUAAGCAGAUUAUUGUCGAGCCCUUGCCCAAUGUUGCGUUGCGUUUCAAAGUGGCAUGAAUAAUUAUAAGCACGAUCGAUUCGAUAGCAACUUUCAACCCCAACGCAUAGUCAAAAUGGUUCCAAUGCCCGAUUAGCUGUACGGAAAGCAGUGUAUUGCGGCCCCAUGGGGGAACUGAAGAACACAGACACGUGUCUCGUAUCGUAUUUCUAAAUAUUGUGUGUUGUGUAUAUGUUUUGUUUUGUUUUCUUGUUAUAAUUUUAACUAUAAAGUGUUUUUUUGUUUCUUUCUUUAACCCCUUUUUUGUUUACGUUCUCUGUGGCCGUGAUGUGAGUGAGAGUAGUGCAAUUGGGAAAUAUUAUUAUUCUGUUGUAUGUUGUAUUCUCUAUGUGUGUAUGUUUGUUCGUGGCGAAAGCGAAAGCAUAACGUUUAUAUAGGAAACUAAUGCUAGAGUUGUGAAACGAAUGGAAGGGAGGAAAAUAGAAUGAG
Molecule: messenger RNA, 4266 nt
Organism: Anopheles moucheti
Lineage: Eukaryota; Metazoa; Arthropoda; Insecta; Diptera; Culicidae
Exons: 11
Coding region: 1-2829 (942 amino acids)
Biological process (GO): transmembrane transport
Molecular function (GO): monocarboxylic acid transmembrane transporter activity
Source: RefSeq, a predicted model, not a curated record